CCGGUCACAUGAUAACAAAAUGGCAGAAGGACAAGGACAAGAUAGUGAUGACAAUUCGGACAAUUUUAACGACCAAAGUCAAGAUUUUCUGUUAAAUUUAAAUAACGGUCAAGUUAAUCUGGAGACAAUUGUUCAUGCAUAUACCAACGAGUAUGAGAACCUGGACACAACCCUCAAUGAAAUUGACAGCUGGAUGGACAAGUUGGAGGCACAAAAUGACAGCCUCAGUUCCCAACUGGAUGAACUUCUUGCUUCCAGCAAACAAGCAAGGAGAGAAAUUCAUGAAGAAUUGAGUGUUUCUCAGGCAGCAGCAAGAUUGGAUAUAGACCCACAAGAAACAACCUAUGAGCAAGCAGAUGCUUCAGUGGAAUCUGAUAAAGUGGAUGGAGUAGAAGUGCCAUGUGCUAAAGACAAUGUAAAAGUAAACAGCGUCACCAACUCAGGGGCUGGUGAUAAAGGAUCAGAAAUUACUACAACUACUGAUGAUUGUGUUCAAGAUGCACAAUGUGAUUCUGACGCUAAGUCAAAUUGAGAAAAAAAAGUACUUGUAGUUAGAUUGUGUUCAGUAAUAAUGUUCAGUAAUAAUUGUUCUGUAUUCAAGAUGACAGUGGCAACAAAUUCAGAGUGGGACCAAUGCAUAUAACUGGGCCGGUAAACUGAUUGUACAAAGGCAGUUUUGCAAGAAAUGCUGACUAUUGCCAGAGAUCGGAAGAGCUGAUGAAGCCCAAUGCUGACUAUUGCCAGAGAUUGGAAGAGCUGAUGAAGCCCAAUCAGAUAGUUUUUCUAUUUUUGUCAAUAUCCAUUAACCUUCAGCCAAUUAGUAUUGUACGUAGAUAUAUAAUAACCAGGCAUUCUGGUUUAUUUUGAUAUUAAAAUUAAUGUGUUUCUGUUAUAUAUACUGUUUAGUGCAUUCUGCUGGUUGAGACUUAACAUUAAAGGUCAGAGCAGUGUUUAAACAUUAUUAUUAUUUAAUUUUCUUAGAACAAACAAAACAUUCUCCUAUCCUGGAAAUUUAGAGUGCCAAAGUCUAAAAGAUUAAUUAAGAUUUUUUUUUAAUUCUUGUUUUAUUGACAGUGUGAAAGUUCAGCCUAAGUAAUUAUGUCAAUAUUCAAGCUGAUUUUCAAGACCGAGUAUAUUUUCUAAUUAUAUGUAUUACUUUUAUUUUGUAAUAUUCUCAUAUUUAUCUGAUUAGAACUUUAUCUAAUAUUGUCUCAAAAUUUACACAAAAUAUUCAUGGCUGUAUGUUGAAAUUUGUAGAAGUUCUAAUUAAAUUACAAAUAGUAAUUAAUUUGUAUCUAUCCAGUAGUCAUUACAAUUAUUAUUUUGUUGCCAUUUUUACAAAAUGUACACUGGUAUUUAACCCAGAGAAAUUAUUGUCUUUCGCUUAUAUCAGGAAAUUAAAGUAGAAGAAAACA
This is a messenger RNA of Mya arenaria, 1415 nucleotides long. RefSeq lists its product as uncharacterized. Lineage: Eukaryota; Metazoa; Mollusca; Bivalvia; Myida; Myidae. Bases 20 to 532 code for a protein of 170 amino acids. The transcript is spliced from 3 exons. The record is from RefSeq and is a predicted model, not a curated record.